CCCAGAACAGUUAUCGGCUGGACAUGAAUAGGUUAAACUUGAAGCCCAAAUUCAAUACAUUUGGGUUUUCAUAUUUCCUAGGGCCUUAGCCCUUAGGCAAGCUGUAACUCGCAACUGCAAACUGUUCUGUUGUAUUGCUCAGCGCCAAAAACCCUAGCUAAUCGCUCCUUCUUCCGCUCUCCUUCUUCCGUCUGCCCCUCUCUGCUUCUAUCGAGAUCGGAAAAAUGGCGACGGGCGAGCAGACAGUACUCCAAUUCGCACCGACGGCGUCUUCGACUACCUUGUCGGCGAAGGUGCACCCGCUGGUCGUUUUCAACAUAUGUGACUGCUACGUGAGGCGGCCGGACCAAGCUGAGCGGGUUAUUGGCACAUUGCUGGGAUCCGUCUUGCCUGACGGAACUGUUGAUAUCCGCAACUCUUAUGCCGUUCCUCACAAUGAAUCUUCCGAUCAGGUUGCAUUGGAUAUUGAUUACCAUCAUAACAUGUUGUUGUCUCAUCAAAAGGUUAAUCCGAAGGAAGUUAUUGUUGGCUGGUACUCAACCGGUUUGGGAGUCAGUGGUGGGAGUGCACUUAUCCAUGACUUCUAUGCUAGAGAAGUUUCCAACCCUGUUCAUCUAACAGUUGACACUGGGUUCAGAAUGGGAGCGCCUGCUAUUAAAGCUUAUGUGUCUGUUAAUUUGUCCCUUGGAGACAUUCAGCUUGCGGCACAAUUUCAAGAGAUCCCACUUGAUCUUCGCAUGAUUGAAGCAGAGCGGAUUGGAUUUGACAUCCUGAAAACAACAAUGGUCGACAAGCUACCAAGUGAUUUGGAGGGGAUGGAAGCCUCAAUGCAGCGGCUACUUGCACUGAUUGAUGAUGUCUAUAAAUAUGUUGAUGAUGUGGUGCAAGGCGUGACUGCUCCAGCUAACAGUGUAGGAAGAUUUAUAUCUGAAGUCGUUGCCUCACUUCCCAAACUGUCUCCCGCUGUAUUGGAUAAGUUAGUCAAUGACAACAUGCAGGACCAUCUGCUCUUGCUAUAUUUGUCGAGCAUAACAAGAACACAACUCAGUAUAGCCGAGAAAUUGAACACAGCUGCCCAGAUUAUCUGAAGAGCUCUCAGGGUUUCUAAGUUCUGGAUUUUUUUUGACGCGUAAUGACAGCAUCGCCAGAGUUGAGUAUCCAAAUAUGAGGAACCAAUAUCGAUUUUGGAUAGUGUGUUUUUUUGGGUCCUUUUUAAGUUGAUCUCAAUGAUCCUGGUUUAGUCCUAAUCACAUCUAUGUACUCUGUAGCCUGAUGGUAAGAAGCUUGGUUCGUUGCAUUGGUUUCGAGAUUGUUGGUGUCUAUAAGUACCUAUUACCGUGGUACCCAACUGAAUCUAAAUGGAUUUUUUUCCAGAUAAGGGUGAUAUAGGUUUAUUUUUUGUAAUUAGGUACUGCUUAAGGGAUUGAAACCCCAUACUGGUUACUUUUAGUAUGGCAUAUUAAGUUUCCGCACAAUUUUAA
Messenger RNA from Linum tenue, 1481 nucleotides. The record is from the annotation of a GenBank genome assembly. NCBI's taxonomy places the organism in Eukaryota, Viridiplantae, Streptophyta, Magnoliopsida, Malpighiales, Linaceae.